Benincasa hispida (wax gourd) is the source of this 2693-nucleotide messenger RNA. RefSeq names its product cyclin J18 (gene CYCJ18). Lineage: Eukaryota; Viridiplantae; Streptophyta; Magnoliopsida; Cucurbitales; Cucurbitaceae. The record is from RefSeq and is a predicted model, not a curated record.
UCGUGAUAGUAACAUCGUAAACGUUGGCAUGCAUAUGCAACUAGCAAAAGAUUGGUGGGAAGAAGCAGGGCAGCGAUGGAGAGUGGAAAGUUACCGAUUCUCAGAAUUCGCGUCGUGAAAUUCCUAAUUCAAUCUGCUCAUGAUCUUGAAGUGGCUCCAAUCGUCAAAUAUUCUGCGUUGUCGCUUUUCGCUGAUAGAUUCUACCGAUCGCUUUCUGGAUUCACCACCUGCAGCAAUGACUCAAGAUAUUGGCUUCUGCAACCAAUCACAGAAAGCAAUUUGCAGUUAUUUGCACUUGCUUCCUUAUGGAUAUCUAGCAAAUUGCACACUUCUCAUCCUCUUUCUAUAAAACUUCUGAAGUCUUUUGGGGAUAAGAUGAUUAAAGAACAACACUUCAUGACACGGGAUUUAUUGGAUGCAGAGGUCCUAUUCAUGCAGAUAUUGAAGUUCGAGAUUGGUACUGCGAAUAUCACUUUUAUAUUUCUUGAGGAACUUCUUAUUCAAUUGAAGAAAGUAGCAAAAGUUGGGGAGCUUGUGAACUGGGAAGCAUGCAUGGACGUAAUGGAUCUACUAUAUGAAAAAGAGGAGACAUCUGUGUUUUACAGUUCUCCUUAUUCUUUAGCUGCUGCCAUCUUGGUUGCUUCAUAUCUCAUCACUGUUCCAGUUCAAGAAUGGGAAUUUCCAGUUAUUCCCUGGGGUGACUAGAUUACCCUAGACGAAGGUGCAGUACCCAGAUGUCGACUUUCUAUCAACAACAGAGCUGCCCAGUCAGAGUCGGUAUACGCUUCGAUAGACCUUUUAUUGGACUUUCUGAACAUCAGGCCCUUACCAGGAGUCUCCUUCAAGUACCGAAGGAUACGUUCAACAACAGUCAUAUGUUCCUCAUAGGGAGCCUGCAUAAACUGACUUACAACACUCAUUGCAUAUGAAAUAUCGGGUCUUGUGUGGGAUAAGUAGAUUAACUUCCCAACUAAUCGUUGAUACCUUUCCUUGUUAACAAGAAUUUUGUUAUUUGUAUCACCGAGCUUUACAUUAUACUCCACGGGUGUGUCAACUGGUUUACAACCAGUCACGCCAGUUUCUUUGAGUAAGUUCAGUGUAUAUUUCUGUUGCGACAUUGAAAUACUUUCUUUUGAUCGGGCCACUUCCAUUCCAAGGAAGUAUCUCAGCUUACCGAGGUCUUUAAUCUCAAACUCUUUGGCCAUUUUUGUUUUAAGCCUCGUAAUUUCAACUUCAUUGUCUCCAGACAGAACAAUAUCGUCAACGUACACUAUGAGGACUGAAAUCUUCACUGAGCCUGACUUUUUCGUAAACAGUGUGUGAUCUGAGUGCACUUGUUUAUAUCCCUGUGCUUUAACAAAUGUGGUGAAUCUGUCAAACCAGGCUCUUCGAGAUUGUUUCAACCCGUAUAAAGACUUCCUCAGUCUGCAUACCCUGUGUUUGAACCGACUCUCGAACCCGGGGGGGACUCAUAUAGACUUCCUCUUCAAGUUCCCCAUUUAAGAAUGCAUUCUUGACAUCUAACCGGUGAAGCGACCAAUCUUUAUUCACAGCAAUAGACAACAACACCCGAAUAGUGUUGAGCUUGGCCAUGGGAGAGAACGUUUCAGAGUAAUCUACUCCGAAGGUCUGAGUGAAGCCUUUAGCAACAAGUCUGGCCUUAUACCGGUCAAUCGUCCCAUCUGACUUGUACUUUACGGUGAACACCCAUUUGCAUCCAACCGUCCUAUGUCCUUCAGGCAAAACCACAUGUUCCUAAGUUUCAUUUUUCUCAAGAGCCCUCAUUUCUUCCAUAACAGCAGAUCUUCAUUUAGGACUCUCCAUUGCUACACGUAUGUUGCUCGGGACCAUGACAGUGUCCAAGCUGGUAGUGAGAGCUUUAAACCCGGGUGACAGAUUACUGUAUGUCAUGUAGCUGUGCAUAGAAUACUUCGUGCAUGAACGAGUACCUAUCUUAGGGCUAUAGGAAGGUCGAAAGACGCAUCAUGAUUUUCCAAUUCUCUAGGUUUCACACCAUGAUUGGUCAUCUGCAUAUCAGGGAUUUCAGCGAUAUCCUCCACAUCAUCACCAACUGUUCUAGUAUCAUUACCAUUUGCUGGCAUAUUUUUCAUACUACUAUCAUUCUCAAUUGUCUCCUCAUCUGUCACAUUUUCGAUAUUGCCACUUCCUUCAUCCUUAUCCUCUUUGCAUUUGUCAAUCUCCGUACACAUAUCAACAUCAUUAGUUUCAGGAAUACACGUACCUGGACCUGAUGCAAGGUCUGACUCAUGGACCGGAGUCGGCGGUUCAACAGGUGGCACUACUUCCUUUCUAAGAUUCUUUCUAUAGUAGGUUAUCCACGGAAUCUAAUUGGUAGGAAGGAUCGGACAGACAUUUUCAGAGCUGGGAGGAGGAAUAAGGGCUGAUUCUAAGGGAACAGCAUAGGAGGACUAGUUAGUUAAGUAAUUGUCUUCAUCUCUAGGGCUUCCUACUGUCAAUUUAUUCGCUCUGCUCCCUUGAAUUCAGUGUAUUAAUUCAAUAAUAAGAAAAAGAUCUAUAUCGUGGUUUUUCUCCCUGUUCUAGGGUUUCCACGUAAACUGUAUAUUCUCAAUUUUCUCCUUUUCUCUUCUAUAUUUCAUCAUGGUAUCAGAGCAUGGUGAUGAAACCCUAGGCAUCAUCGACGAGAAUCAACCACAGACUUUUUCAACAGCCUC